Messenger RNA from Metarhizium brunneum ARSEF 3297, 852 nucleotides. RefSeq lists its product as uncharacterized. The record is from RefSeq and is a predicted model, not a curated record. NCBI's taxonomy places the organism in Eukaryota, Fungi, Ascomycota, Sordariomycetes, Hypocreales, Clavicipitaceae.
AUGGCGUCAAGAAUAGGACCUCGAAGCGUCAAGGACGCAACACGCUUCACAUCAACCAUCCCUCACGCCACGUCCAAAACAGCCGGUGCGGCCGGGGGACGAGCUGCUGCCGCGACGCCAAAGCCGUCACCCCGGGUUCCCGGCGAGACUCCCGAGCAGCGGGUUCGACGAUUGAGGCAGGCACACAUCGCGGCACAAAAGGCACAGAUCAGCCGGACAGAUCGGGUCAUCGAUGCGUCGAGGCGGUUCCUGGAUGUUGCGCAUCGAUGGACCGUCGGCGGCAUCGUCGUCUUUACGGCUGUCGCUGGUGUAGUUAGCGUCUACUCCGUCUGGGACAUGCUCCAAUACAACCGCGCCCGCCGCGCGGAAUGGGUCGAAGCCCAGAAGAAGCUCGAGGCCGACUCCCUCGCCGCCGCCCGCAUAGCGUACCUCAAGGGGACCGCAACCGAAGAGCAGAUCCUCCUCGUGGAAGAGGCCAACCGCGAAGCAAAGGAAUCUGGCGUCAAGCUGCCGCCCCUAUUAGCGCCGGCGGAGCACCGAACACAUUUCGAGGAGCACGUGAAGCCGAAAUUUUCUGGAGAUGCCGUCGAUGAGGAGAAGGCGGGAAAGGGCGUCUUGGGCGUCUUCUCGGGUUUCUUUGGUGGAUCAACGGCAGCUGGGGAGACGCCGUCCAACGCAACUGCGCCGUUGGCUGCCGAGGGUGGUGUAGUGCAGUCAAUUGAGACCAAGGCCAAGGACGCCUGGGAAGCAGAGAAACAGAAUCAACUGAAAGGCGGAAGUCUAGACCAACUGGGUCUGGAUACUGGCAGUUCAGGACAGAAAACAGGAAAGCGCGGCUGGUGGCCUUGGUAG